UCCAUUUUGACGUUUGCACGGGCAGGUGGCUAGGAAUCGUGAAAAAGGUGCUCCUGCAAUCGUCGCGUUAGUUUUGCGUGUGCAUUGAUUGACAUUCAUUCGAUUGUCUUUUUUUCUCAAUAGAUAUUCGAUUGUUAUUUGCAAUUUGGUUAGAAAAUUCCGAUUCGUUUUGGAUCGCCUCCGUUCUGAAAUAAACGUCUGCAGAGAAAGUGCGAAGCUAUGGGUGGAAAACGAACUAAAAAUAACACUAAGCCAUCUAGCAGUGGCCGCAGUGCGGAAAUGUUGGGAAGUACCGUGCCAACCUUGUUCGGAUUUACGACUCUGGACAGCAGCAAGAUGCCUGUGGUGCCAAGUUUUGUCCAGAUCGAGACACACGGCGAGGACAUCGAUCCCAACCUGGACGACACCUUUCAGAUUGUGCUGAAGAAGAUGCUCAAGAAAGAUCCCGUCACGAAGACUAAAGCUUUGCAAGAGUUUACGGAACUCAUUGGCAAAUCGGAUCUGGAAGUCGUGAAGUCGGUGCUCCCGUUUUGGCCACGACUCUACAGCAAUCUGUCCACGGAUGUGGAGCAUCGCGUGAGGGAAUCGGCUCAGCAGGCACAAUCCGCCAUGGUGACAAAGGCGGGAAAAAACAUUGCCCCCUUCCUGAAGCAGUUGGCUCCGGCCUGGAUUUCCGCACAGUACGAUACGUACGCCCCGGCCGCUAGCUUGGCCGGACAGUCGUUCAGCAGCGCGUUCCCCGCCAGCAAGUUGCGGGAAGUGUUUGUGUUUUGUGAAAGUGAGAUUCUGGAUUAUUACACGAAAAAUUUGACGGUGCACACGGCGAUCACGCUGAGCAAUCCCAAAUCCCACUCCCCGGAAGAAUGUGAAAACAAGUACCAGCGCGUCCUGAUAGCGAGUCUCCGAGGAUAUGCUUUAUACCUUAGCAAAAUGCCCGAGGAACAGCUGCAGAAAUCGGUCGAAAAGAAUGGCCUUCUUUUGGAUAACGCAAAAUUUUGGGCCUACCAUAAGCACAAAACGCCCGCCGUUCGGUCUGCUUGGUUCGAGGUGAUUUCUGCUCUGCUUCAGUACGGAACAUUCCUGAUAGAGAAACACCAGCAACAGAUCACAACCAGUGUGUUCCAAUUCAUGGACGAAACCGAUCCCACGGUUGUGACGCACAUUUGGAGUUCGAUUAUUCUCGUGCAAGCCAAAAUUCCCAACUGGCACACGUAUCUCAACUUCGAUAAGGCAGUUUUUCCCAAAUUGUCCAAAGUUUUGCGAAGCGGAGCCAGUGGAAAUGCAGCCUGCAUAUUUCCGCAUAUGUUACCUCUGGUUUCCAAAUUUACCCGUGAAGUUCUCGGAGAUAGAAUGGCCAAGUUCCAAACACUGUUCUUCGACGGAAUCAACGAGGGACUUAAAGCGGUCCAUUCGAGCCGGACGGACAUAACGGCUAUCUCGCAAGCGUACUACGAAGUGUUCCAAUACGUUGUGAUCCAAACAGUGAAAGACGAUCAUUUGCAAUCUGAAGAAGUGGCCAGUUUCUGUGAAACGAUGCUAGAAGCACAUCUAGUGAAAGUGAUUGAGUGGUGCAUAACGACAGAAUCAUCGAGUGGGCGAUACAUCUUCGGUAACAUUGCUUCCCUGCUAGACUAUUGGUGUCAGUACAGUGCCAGCGUAAAAAUCUACGAACAACUUUUGGCCAAAUUCUGGAAUCGUUUGUAUGAAGUGGUGGAACUAAGUGUUAACAACAGGGUCGAAAACAUUGAACAAGUGUCGCAAUCGCACGUCGAGUUGGUCCAAAAUCUGAAAAGAACCUCUCACAAACGGGUCAAGUUCAACAGUGGCUCGGCCGAACGACAAACGUCCUCAUCCGAACAAGACCAAACUAACCGCCAAGCCGAAGAACAUGCCCAUCGCUUUGAAGAUCAGCUGAAAACCUUGGUGUACAAAAUUUGCCGCAUGUACAUUGGCCGGAUCACUUCGACGCGUAGUCAAGCCCUGGUAUUGCAGCUGGAAAAUCUUGUUCGACAGUUUCAAUGUCCGCAGUUGUUCCAAUUCCUUGCCGGGGGUGGGGAAGGAGUCAAACUUGACGGGCUGUUCGAAACGUUUGCCGGCGUUUGGCUCAACGACGAACGGCUUCAGUCGGAGUACAUCGUUGAGAUUGUAUUGGUUUUGUACAAAUACUUUCCGGAGGAGGAACGGGUGCCAAUGUUGAACAAAUGGAUAAAGAUUGCCAACAAAACCGUACAGCAAUGGUUGAUACUGCGAGCCUUGAGUCAUCCCCUCUGCCAGGAUCGGAACAUCACGGAAUUCCUCACCCAGUCGGAGGUGAGUCAAAACCUGAUCCAAUGUGCUCGGGCAGUCACGCAAGGCGACACCAAGGAGAAUAUGAUUUUGCUGCACAAGUGUUUCCUUAUAUCGGAUAGCGGUGAUGUGCUAAUCGAUCCGGCCACCUGUGCAAAGAUUGUUGAAACGAUUGCCACUCCGCUGAAGAAUGAUGGGGAAAUUGAGCUGAAGGACACGUGUGCCAGCUUUUUGGCGCAAAUCAUGCCCGUCGUUUGCGGAGACUGUCGGCAGGGGGAGCUGCAGAGACGAAUGUUUGCAAUGCUGUUCGAUUUCAGUGCCGAAAAUAGCGUGAGCGAUUAUUUGUCUGAGGACACGUUGUGGGAGGUCACGACGGCGUGGCAAGAUGCACUGUCCAGCGAGGAUUUGACGCUCGAUCAGGAACUGAUCGAACAGUGUGCUGAAAUUGUGAACAAGGAAUUGAAAAUUUUUUCCGACACGGAAGGCUUUAAUUUGGAGCGAUUUGAGAAGCUAGCAGAAGUUUGUACAAAGCUGAUGAUGUGUUCGACAGAAUCGAACAAAAGGGAUGAGCCAGAGCGUUGCAAACAAAUUGACGUGAUAUUCAACAGUAUGACGGAGAAAGAAUCCAGCGAACAUCGAUUAUCAAAGGAUCUUUUGGAGAAGUUAGCAAUCUAUGUGGAGUUGCUAAAUGGGGGAUUGAUGGCAAAAACGGGCGAGUAUUGUUCGGAUUUAUCUACCGAUGCAUUUACUAAAAAUCUGCGAUAUUUGUUGAUACGAGAGCUGUUUUGUCUAAAUGUGGUGUUUAAGUUGAGUUGCAAUCCCAAAGCAAGCCCAGCUGGUACCAACGAAAGUAGAAUGGAUCACGACUGCGAUCAGGAUAAUGAGUAUGAUGACGAUGACGCACAUAUGGACGAUGAGGAAAAUUUGAUACACCGCUGGUCGGAAUUGAUGUACGAAAAAGUUCUAUCUGUGAUAUAUGCGGUUGCGAUUGGUGACACACUUCUGUACAGCACCAAUGAUCUUGACAACACUGUGGAAACACUCAUCAUAAGCCUUCAAGAACGUUUGGCGAUGAUGAUGAAACUUGUAAAACCUGCUACGUUGGACACACUUAAGCAACGGCUGUUCCGUCUGGCUAACGAUUCGGGUUUGCUCUGGGCCAAAUCAGUCGCCUCCCUGUUGGAGUCAAAUCAGUACUCCGAUGCCGAAAGUGGAGCAGUCCUUUUGUACGAAGAUGCUUCAACAGUUGCCAACAGUGAUGACUUAAUCACCUAUAUCAAUAUUCUACAGGUUCUAUCACGGAAAAUGGCUCCCAAAUGCUUGCCCAUUAGACCAAACUUGUUCGAGAACUACUUUGACAUUUUGGUAAAGCUGGCUGCUACACGUAGUCUCAUCGAAAACCAUUUCACUUCCAACUACAAUGAAGUCGGCGACAGAAAGAUAAUCGGAAACACGCUGAUUGUUUUGCACGAAAUCAUUAGCAAGCAUAAUUCAGCAAGGUGUUUGCUGUACAAUUGUGAUCUUUCGCAAGUGGACGCCGGAAAGCUCUUCUUGGACACCGAGCUGGCAAAUGUGCUGACCGCUGUAAUGCAAAACUUUGCAACCGAGCUCGACAUUGGAAAAUGGGAUUUUGUGAGAAUUGCUCUUAGCUCCUGGGUUCUAACCGUAUCCAAGAACCAUCAGAAUUUCAGAACAAACAAUAUUUCUAUUUUCAUCGCUGCUAUCUUCAGGCUGUUUAGUGCUGUGACAAAAUUCUUCGAAGAGGAGAAGAUCAGAAGUUCCACUGAACUUUUGACAAACGUCUACGAGGAAUGGGAUAACGUGUUUGCCAAAGACGUGAAUCUUGUUCUUUUGAAAACCUUCAUCAAUAUUGUCAAGGACGUUGAUCGAACGAGAAAGUCUGAUGAGUACCUUCUGGACGCCAUCAGUCCACAUAUCGAUUCCAUUGACUUCGGCCAUGUCCUUAAGGCAAACAAAGUGGAUUCGAAAAUUACUCUGGACGAUUUGAUAACGUUCGCAUUGAACAAUGUCAGCCACUGGAACGCUAGGGUGCGCAUCUCUGCGGCAGCGAUUCUUCGUAAAUUGUCGGCUGGCUUGAUUCAGCGAGACCUGGAGCAGCUGCAGCGGCGCAACGAAACAGCUGAACAGCAGCAGAAGAACUCCGAAGAAGUUGACGAUAGUUGGCAUCUGUUGCAGCGGUUCAAGAUUAAAGUGGACGAGUUUCUACCGGCGCUGUCGGAUUUUGUAACGGAAUUCAAUUACAAGAUCAAUGAAACCGAUGUUGUUCCGGCAGUCGAGCAAUUAGGAAAGGACCGGUCUGUAGCAUGUCUACUGCUGUGGGAUUGCAUUUUGGAAAUCUGUGCCAAAUCACCAUCCGAAUUGCGAUCAAUUUAUGCAUCCUGGAUUACUAGAAAUCAUUACGAGCAGGUAUUGCUACCAGCUUUGUUUAAGCUGAUGCCCAACGAAAUAUUGAAAAAUCCGGAUUCUGGGGCAAUAUAUGGACAAACUAUGUUUGCUAAACUCGAGUGGAAUCAAAUUAAAAGUGCUACCUUGAAACCAGAACGGUACGCAUGCCAUCUAUACACGCAGUCCUUACGCUUCCUGCCGGCUGUUGUCCGUCGUUGGUGGAAUGGUUUGAAUCACCGACAUGCGGCCAUCGUCGGCAAAGUGACCAGCAAUUGCGUAUCGAGUCUGCUCUGCCAGGACGAAUUCCAGUCUUUGAUAGAACGAAAGGACAAACAGGAUAACAUGCAAAUUAAAGUCCAUGCCGCUGCCCGACAAGUGAUGGCGGUAUAUUCGAUUGACGAAGCGAAAGUGGAACUGCACAUCACCUUGCCGAACAAUUUCCCGCUGGGCGCAGUUACCGUUGAAGGUGGCAAACAGAUUGGUGGCCGGCUUCAGUCUCGGCAAGUGGUUAUGCAGCUCUCCAUAUUUUUGACUCAUCAGAACGGUUCCGUGUGGGAUGGCUUAUCACUCUGGAAGCGCAACUUGGAUCGGAAAUUCGAGGGAGUCGAAGAGUGUUACGUUUGCUACAGCGUCAUUCAUCAAGACACUUGUCAGCUGCCCAAACUUUCGUGUAAGACCUGUAAGAAGAAAUUCCACGGACCCUGUUUGUACAGGUGGUUCAGUACUAGUAACAAGUCCACCUGUCCAAUAUGUAGGAACAUUUUCUAGAGUGUUUUGAAGUGAUACUUCUCAAUAGAGUCAUACAGGAAGCUAAUCCUACACAAAUAGUAAAGAACUUACGUUUUCCGUCACGUUUAGAAUUGUAUGUUUUGUAUGAUGCCAACUUGUAAGUUCAGUAUGAAUUCUAUGGAAUAAGCGCAGUGAAAUAAAUUCAUUAGAAUUCGA
Messenger RNA from Aedes aegypti (yellow fever mosquito), 5637 nucleotides. RefSeq names its product E3 ubiquitin-protein ligase listerin (gene Ltn1). The record is from RefSeq and is a predicted model, not a curated record. Bases 220 to 5460 code for a protein of 1746 amino acids. The transcript is spliced from 13 exons. NCBI's taxonomy places the organism in Eukaryota, Metazoa, Arthropoda, Insecta, Diptera, Culicidae. Gene Ontology annotation, cellular component: cytosol; RQC complex. Gene Ontology annotation, molecular function: ribosomal large subunit binding; ubiquitin protein ligase activity. Gene Ontology annotation, biological process: rescue of stalled cytosolic ribosome; ribosome-associated ubiquitin-dependent protein catabolic process.